Molecule: messenger RNA, 525 nt
Organism: Rhincodon typus (whale shark)
Lineage: Eukaryota; Metazoa; Chordata; Chondrichthyes; Orectolobiformes; Rhincodontidae
Product: histone H1.1-like
Exons: 1
Coding region: 1-525 (174 amino acids)
Biological process (GO): nucleosome assembly
Cellular component (GO): nucleosome
Molecular function (GO): DNA binding
Source: RefSeq, a predicted model, not a curated record
AUGCCGAAGGUACCCCGAGCCUUGGCCGGCAGCCCGGCGGCCAGGAGGCAGCAGCCGGAGCAGCAACUGCAGCCUCCAUCACCUCAGCAGCAGCAACAACAGAAGCAGCUGCGGCCUUACCGUCGCCAGCGGCGGCAGGAGGUGCGGAUCUCGCAGCUGAUCCUCCAGGCGCUGUCGGCCCGCAAGCAGCGGGGCGCCCUGUCGCUCAACUCCCUCCGCAAGGCGCUGCUGGACAGCGGCUACGACGUGGAGCGCAACAAGAACCGGGUGCAGCUGGCCAUCCAGAACUUAGUGAGCAGCGGCUCGCUGGUGCAGACCACGGCCACCGGAUCCCUCAAGCUCGGCGCCGGCCACAAGCAGCAGACCGAACCGCCUCCAGGGACGGAGCCGCCGACGACCACGUCCCUGAUCCCACCCACAGAAGGGAGUGUUUCUGCCUGCGCCAGGGAGGAAACUCAGCAACCCGAUAAGAAGCCCCGCAGAAGACGGGUCACGAGGAAGACAAGGACGAAGACUAGGAAGUGA